AACGAACAGAGCCAUUGAACGGCAAAGGUGCGCGCAUCAAAACUCUCCCCCGCAAGAACCAAACAGAAAAAAGUGAAGAACGAAAAUCGAAAAUAAAAGGAAAAUAAAAGACAAGAAAAUCCAAACAAAACGAGUCGUCAAACCGUUUAUUUCUUUUUGUUUUGUGUUCUGAAAGAGAGAGAGAGAGAAAGGCGAACAGCAGAAAGUGAUCGAGAUGGCGUUCAUGAUGCCCGUGAUGAAGAACAAUUAUGAUAUUUACAAGGACACGCGUUCCCGCAAAACAUCGGAAUGUUCGAAUGCGAGUAGUAACGGUACAACGGCUUUGGCCACCGCUCUUGGAACGCCCGCCCAGGGACAACAACAACAACUGCAGGGGAAUCAGCGACGUCGCAAGGUGUCCGAAUGCAAGUCGGAGAGCUUCGCCACCUCACCAUCGCACGGUCAACUGGGCGUAUCCUCCGCCCACCAAAGGAUGCAAAUGCAGCGCUGCCACAGUUCGCGGGCUUUUCCUCGCAACGCAUCGCGCAGUUCGCACGGCUCGCUGCAGCAAAUGGUGUCGCCCACGCGCAGUAGUCCGCCCACCCGGUCGCAUACCGCAUCCGCACUGGAGAGGCAGGCCGCCGCCCAGGCGGCGGCCAUUAAUCAGAAGCAGCAACAGUCGGUCGCUGCAGCUGCUGCAGUGGAAUCUUCCAAUGAUUAUACGAAGUUCCAUUUGCGUUUGGUCGACAAGCUGCGCAAGUCCUUUCGCAAGGAUAGCGGUAAACGGUCAUGAGAACAGCGCAAUCACAGCAACAACAACCAAAACUACGACAACAACAAUGCCAGCAGCAGCAGCAUGGCGCUCCUUUCCAUUGCCCACAAUAACAACAACGACAGCAACGGAGCCGGCUGGAAAGUUAGUGACGGUAGCGAUGCCAUUUCCAGCAGAAGAUCGUCUGGAAGAGAUGUGAGAGAGUGCAAUGCUGACACGGCCCAGGCACUAGAAGCAUGCGAGAGAGCAGCGAAAGCGGCAACGCCCAGAGAACGAGAAAGAGGCAUGGUCAGUCGCUUGGGAAGACGCUUUCGGCGUUACUGUAUAUUCCUGGCUCACUCUCACCAUGAAAGCGUUUCGGCGCCAGAAGACGAGACAGAGGCGGAGGUCAGCUCCUUGGAGCAACUGACCGGCAGCCGGAGCAGCAGUCGUAGUCGCCGACGCCGCAGCAGCAGUAUUGGGAGCGCCGGCAGCCGGCUGAAGAUGCGACUUCGGCGCUGCACUUCGUCACCAGGAUAAGAGCGAGAUGGCACUGAGUCGAAGUGACAGAGACGAAAGAGCGCGAGAGAGAGGAGAGACUGGAAAUGAAGUGCAGAGAAAAAGAGUGCAGUGGCGUAGCCAAAAGGGGGUCGGGUAACAAACAAAAAGUCACUUAACCUAGUUAUUGUUUUCCCCCCGUGAAAAAAAUUGAGUUGGCGUACAUAGAGUUGUUGGCGCAUAUUUGUUUGGGCAUAAUCUACAUAAUCUAUACCUAAAUCGAUUUCGGUGUACAUAUGCAAACUACUUAAAUAUUUAUAUAGUAUACAAGCUAAAGUCCCAAAUGUAUAAUUACAUUAAUUAUAUGUAUUUAUGUAUGUCAGGCUUCCAAAUAGAAUAUAGAGCAUAGAACCUGUCCCAAAACCAAAACCUCUCCAAAUAAUUCAAACUUUUUUUGUACCUGCGGUUUCGCGACAAGAGGAAAACAGAGAAUUGCAACUGCCAAUUGCAUUGUAUAACAAAGACCACAUCAGCAACAACCCACAAACAAGACAAAACACUUGCGAAAAUAACGAGCAACCAGAAAAAGAACCACGGAUUUUUACCCUUCAUUUUAUAAUUGCAUAAUUACGAACAGUAAUUGACAAUAUACUUUUAAAGGCAUUGCGAACAAAAUAAAUAAAUAAAUAGAAAACACAAAUCUAAAAAACGAAACAGCUGAAACAGACUUAAUAUUAUAUCGUAUAACAUAUACACACACUUGUACUUGUACGUACGGAUAUAUAUAUGUAUAAAUAUAUAUGUAUACAAAAAUGUACCUAGACGACAGCUACUUUUAAGCAACAAUUAAUGUUAUUCGUUUUUUUUUCUUAGCUAGUAAUUUUGUAAUUACACAAACAUACACGGCAAACGAAAAAAGGAAAAACUCUGACAAAAAAAAAAAAAAACAAAUAAAUAAAAAGUAACGAACUAUAUGGAAAGAAAACCUA
This is a messenger RNA of Drosophila yakuba, 2217 nucleotides long. RefSeq lists its product as uncharacterized. NCBI's taxonomy places the organism in Eukaryota, Metazoa, Arthropoda, Insecta, Diptera, Drosophilidae. Bases 215 to 772 code for a protein of 185 amino acids. The record is from RefSeq and is a predicted model, not a curated record. The transcript has a single exon.